ACAAUAAUAAUAAUAAUGAUAGUAGUUUGGAUAAAAGUAAAGAAAUGAGAAGCAAAUAUAAUAGCAAAGAUAGGAAUAACAAUAGUAAAAAUGAGAAUAAUAAUGAAGAUUAUAAUAGUUUAGAGAUAGAUGAAAAUAAUGAUAGCUUAAAUAAAAGUAGAGUAUAA
Messenger RNA from Cetraspora pellucida, 167 nucleotides. Lineage: Eukaryota; Fungi; Glomeromycota; Glomeromycetes; Diversisporales; Gigasporaceae. The record is from the annotation of a GenBank genome assembly.